Linepithema humile (Argentine ant) is the source of this 1700-nucleotide messenger RNA. Lineage: Eukaryota; Metazoa; Arthropoda; Insecta; Hymenoptera; Formicidae. The record is from RefSeq and is a predicted model, not a curated record.
CUGGUAACCUUUGCUUAUUUUAUUCUUAUCUCUUCACUUAUUUGUUCAAUGCAUUGUUCAAUUAUGCAGUAUUCUUAUAGCUAUAGUAUAAUUAAUAUUUUUAUAACUAAUAAUACAGUUAACACUAAUCAUAACUUCAAUCUUGCUCUUUGGAUGAAUUUUAGAUGGACUUGUACAGAUCUCUUUAAUAAUGUUCUGUUUUUUGAAUUUUACCAUUGUCGGGACAUCACAAUACAUAAGUGUUAUCUACAGCGUUGUAGAGUAAUGUAACCAACAGUUCUGAUAUUGUGAAGCUUAAAUCUCAACCGUCAUGCGCAAGUUGAUGCAAGUGGACGAUGACGCUCUCUAUUGCUCGCUAUGGUUACUUUUUAGUUUUGGAAAAUUCAACGUGUACACUUAUAGGUUAAUAAUGUUAUCACUGAGGCUAGUGUACACUGCAUACAUUUGCCAGUAAAUGAAGAAUCAACAAGAUAUAAUCGUGGCUAAAUCAUUAUCAUUUCUAUGAAUAUUUCACUUACUAUCAACGACUGUAAAAAUAGAACUUAUCAGCUGGUGCUGGAAUAAUAUCAACUUUACUCUUUAGUAUCAUUAAAAUUACAAAACGGUAGCAAUGGGUACAUUGGAACUAAAGCAAAGUUUAACUGGUCAUAAAGGCAGAGUGUGGAGUGUUUGCUGGCAUCCUACAGAUGCUCUUUUAGCAUCUUGUGGCGAAGACAAAACAAUUGUAAUAUGGAGAUUAGAGGGACUUGAGUGGGUUACAAAAAUGAUCCUUACCGAGGGACAUUCUAGAACCAUUAGAGAGCUAGCUUGGUCUCCUUGCGGUAAUUAUAUUGCAUCAGCAAGUUUUGAUGCAACUACUGCAGUAUGGGACAAAAAAUCAGGACAGUUUGAAUGCAAUACAACAUUAGAGGGGCAUGACAAUGAAGUGAAAAGUGUUAGUUGGUCAGUUUCUGGUCAGCUACUCGCUACGUGUGGCCGAGACAAAUCUGUGUGGGUAUGGGAGGUAAAUGACGACGAAUACGAGUGUGACGGUACUAUAAUGGAGCAUACUCAAGAUGUAAAAAAGGUGAGAUGGCAUCCACAUGAAGACAUUCUAGCUUCUGCCAGUUACGAUAAUACAGUAAAGAUACAUAAGGAAGAGGCAGCGAAAAACGAUUGGUCCAGCAUUGCAACUCUAUCAUCUCACACAUCUACAGUAUGGAGUCUUUCAUGGGAUAAAACUGGUAAUCGUAUAGCAACUUGCAGUGACGAUCAAACAGUGAAGAUAUGGCGGGAAUACAAGCCUGGCAAUGAAACAGGUGUUGCCACACCAAACAAUGUGCCUGUCUGGAAAUGUAUAUGUACAGUGUCGGGUUAUCAUACGAGAACCAUUUAUGACAUCGACUGGUGCAAAGUUACGGGUUUACUGGUGACUGCAUGCGGCGACGAUAUUAUUCGGAUAUUUAAGGAAGACAGUGAUUGCGAUCCUCAUCAACCAAGUUUUACGAUGGUCUGCUCAAUGGAUAACGCGCACACCCAAGAUGUGAACUGUGUUCAGUGGAGUCCUACGGUUCCUGGACAAUUUGCCUCUGCAAGUGAUGAUAGUUUAGUAAAAAUAUGGCUUUAUAAGGAAUGAAAAAUGGUUUACAACCAUAAAAUAUGUAUUUAUAUAAUAUGUAAUUUUGUUUUAUAUAAUGUAAAAAUUACAUAUAUAUACACAA